ACUUUCCUCCUCCGAGCGAAAAGAAGGCAAUGACCGGUGCAGUUUUGUUCUUCGCGGUGGCUGUGGCGGCGAUCUUCGCUAGCCCUGUACCGCUGCGGAACGCACGCCAAGCGGAGCUCUCCGUUUCAGCUUCGGAUUUGGGCUGUACAGAGAACGAGAAUAAACUAGGGGUCCACACCAGCCAACUCGAGGAAGUCUGUGACUCCUAUCUAUUAGCAAACCUGCGCCGAAAUUGCAGUGCCUACGCGGCGGACUUCGGUCACAGCGGUGUGUACCGCAUAAGGCCUGGGGGAGUCAACGAGUUAACGGUAUUCUGCGACAUGUGUAUGCGGGAGACGGGCGAAGGUUGGAUAGUGAUUCAACGACGUGUCGACGACAGUGUCGCAUUCGAGGACAAGAGCUGGCAGGACUAUAAGGAUGGAUUCGGGGAUUACUUCGGAAACUACUGGAUGGGAUUGGAUAAAAUUCAUGAAAUAACACAAUCUGGCACUUAUGAUCUUUAUAUCUCCUUCAGAAACAAACCACAUGUAAAUAUCUCUCUCACCUAUAUUGAGUAUGCGGUGUACACCAACUUCAAUGUGGACAGCGAAGAUGAAGAUUACAAGAUGACAUUUUAUGAACUUGAUAAUGACCGAUCAAGCAGCAGGAUUAAAACCAAUGCUUACUCUUUUAGUAAUACUGCUGGAGCCGGGCUAGGCAGACACAAAAAUUUGAAAUUCUCAACAUAUGAUCGGGAUAAUGAUGGUAUAAGUACUACGGACUGUGCAGGUGAUCCUGGUGGCACUUUGUAUGGUGGUUGGUGGUUUGGAGAUGAUCAUGAUAGUCCACAAUGUUACCAUGUCAACCUCAACGGAAAAUUCCCUCAGAACAUUUAUGUAUCUGGGGGUAAUGACAAUGCCAUCAAGUGGGAAGGGAUUGUGAAUGACGACUACUCAUUGAAUAACACUAUUAUGGCCAUUCGAAGAACCUCCAAUUAGUCACAACACAACUUAGCCUCGUACCCAGGCCGUUUGUGGGGGAGGAGAAACGGGUACUAAACACAAAUAAUUAUAGUCCUGUGUGCUUGACAUUAUUUUUUGAGAGGUUAAUAGCGAUACGGCACCGCGCGCGCGAUCGAGCUCAGCCCCGCCCCUCCUCACUUUGUCGCGCUACGUAGCACAAAAUGGCAACCAAGCUGGACUUGGAAGUCAAGCUACCCGGCGGCUUUGAUAUAAAGUUGAAAGGCCUGAAGCGAGGAUCGUGCGUUAAGGGUCUAAAGACUCGCAUCGAACAGCA
This is a messenger RNA of Geodia barretti, 1275 nucleotides long. Lineage: Eukaryota; Metazoa; Porifera; Demospongiae; Tetractinellida; Geodiidae. The record is from the annotation of a GenBank genome assembly.